GAAGACGUAAUUCUUCUGCAGCACGUAGCUCGCUACGGCACCAAGCAUUGGGGCUCUCUUCAAUCCAGCUCAACCUUGCCUCACCGCGAUCAGAAGGCGUGUUGUAACCGAUUUAUUCUUCUGAAGAGGAAAUUCUUCCAGGCUCGAGCCAAGGGUCAGAACCUGCAGACCAUCUUUCCUUACAUCAACGUCAACUCCCAGCCUCAAAGCCCCUCGGCGACGGUGGCCUCGUCGAUGCUUCACGCUCCCGCAUCCCUCUCUUCCACGGAAAUCGCUCUCCGCGUGAACGCCUCGUCUCGCGUAAUCUCCAAGCGCGCCGCAGCGCCUUCGCUUUCGAAGCCUGCUGUCCUUCAGUCCGCUCUCACCACUGUUAAAGAUCAAGCCGCAAAUGGCGGUGGCUCCGUGUGGAUGCCGAACCUCGUCGACGCGCAGCGCUCUCCGGCUGUUUCAGAUCCCUCGGCUCCUCUCAGCGCAUCUCACGGCGUGCUGUCCGUCCAGCAGCAGCAGCAGCAACUGCAGCAGCUGCUCGUCACGAUCGGCCAAUCAGCGAACGCCGUGAGCCAAGCCACGAUGCAGUUCGUCAACGCCACGUCGUCCGUCAACCCUACUUCAUUUCCCGCCAGCCACGUCAGCCAUCAGCAGGCUCAGUCCGCAGCUUCCAAUUCCGGCGCGGGCCAGCAGAGCGCAGCAGACGCGGUGGUGAACAUGAUUCUGCGCAAACUCGCCGGCGACGCGUCUGGCUUCGCGAAGCAUCCAGUCGCCAGCGCAGCGGCGGCCAGCCCCGCUUCGUCCAAAUCGGACGUCUCCGUCGAGCCCGCCUCCGCUGCUGCUCCCUCCGCUCCCCUGCUCGACGCCUCGUCCCGCCCCUCGUCCGCCCCCCCUCGCCGUCCGACUCUCCUCUCCGCGCCGGAGCGCGGGCCGUCCGCCGUCGUGCCGUCAUCCGCGGGCUCUGUCCCCGCGGACUCCGGCGUGAGUCUGCAGCAGUUGGUGCCGGGAUCGUCGGAGGAGACGGAGAGCGACGACGACAUGCUGCUGGCGUACCUGUACGCGCAGGGCCACGCGCACGCCACGGUGCCGGAGGUACAUGGGAAGGAGACAAGGGCGGACGGCGCAGUGGGGGAGGUCGAGAAGCAACAGGAGCAGCAGGUGCAGCAGGUGCAGAGGCAGGGGGAGGUGAUGGCAAUGGAUGGAGCAGCGGACAUGUCGCUGCUGCUGCAGCUGCACGAUGAGGUGAUGGCUCUCGAGAAGCUCGUUGCUGCUGGCGCGUCCUCCGCGCCCGCUGCUGCUGCUUCGCCUAGCACCGACCUCAUCGCAGCCCCUACGUCAGCCCUGGCGCCCCUCCCUCCGCGCGCUGUGAACGCGUCCUUCUCCUGUGCUGCUGCGGCGUCGGUUGCAGCUGUCCCUCUCCCCAGGAGCACCUCCCAGCGCCCUGACGCGUUUCUGGAGCAGAUGUCGAGUGCGCCCGCGCGUAUGCUGUUUGGGUUCAGCCCUGUGUAUGACCUCAUGGCGCCUGGCGCUUCCUGGAACGCUCAUGCUGCUGCUGCUGGUGCCGCUGCCAUACCUGCUGCUGGUGAUGCGGCUGGAUGGGACUUGAAGGAGCUGAUUGAUGCGUGGGCGGUCAACCUCGGUGCCUCUGCUGCCUUCUUGGCGUGA
Molecule: messenger RNA, 1653 nt
Organism: Closterium sp. NIES-65
Lineage: Eukaryota; Viridiplantae; Streptophyta; Zygnematophyceae; Desmidiales; Closteriaceae
Source: the annotation of a GenBank genome assembly